Dictyostelium purpureum is the source of this 348-nucleotide messenger RNA. RefSeq lists its product as uncharacterized. The record is from RefSeq and is a predicted model, not a curated record. The coding region runs from base 1 to 348 and encodes 115 amino acids. The transcript has a single exon. NCBI's taxonomy places the organism in Eukaryota, Evosea, Eumycetozoa, Dictyosteliales, Dictyosteliaceae.
AUGUUUAGACAACAUUCAUUUCUAAGAGAAAAGUAUCAACAGAAAUUACAACUUUACGAUCAUCAAAUAAAACUACAAAAACAACAAGACCUACCUUACGAACAACAAAUACAAAGAGAACGACAUCAAAGACUACAACUAAAAGAAAAUCAAAUACUACAAGAACAACAACUAAAUAUGGAACAAGAACAAGUAAGACAACAACAACUACAUUAUCAAAGACUACAACAAUUUGAACUAUUUCAUCAAAUAGAACAUCAACAUAUACAAGAAUUACAACAAAAACAGCAACAAAUACAACAACAACAACUACAACAACCAAAACGGUAUUUUUGUAGAUUCUUUUAG